Molecule: messenger RNA, 379 nt
Organism: Charadrius vociferus (killdeer)
Lineage: Eukaryota; Metazoa; Chordata; Aves; Charadriiformes; Charadriidae
Product: class I histocompatibility antigen, F10 alpha chain-like
Exons: 2
Biological process (GO): immune response
Cellular component (GO): external side of plasma membrane
Source: RefSeq, a predicted model, not a curated record
AUGCGCACCACAGAUUGGCUUGUUGGGGACGUGAAGGUCAAAGGCAACCUGGGCUGCAAUGACCAUGGGAUGGCGGACCUCGAGGAUCCUAAGGACGAGGAAGGCGACAAGCAAGGGCUCCACUCCCUGCGCUACUUCGAUGUUGCGGUGUCGGAGCCCAGCCCGGGGGUGCCCCAGUUCGUGUCUUUGGGGUACGUGGAUGGGAACCUCAUCUCGCGCUACGACAGCGAGACGGGGAAGGCAGUGCCCGGGGCAGACUGGAUGGCGGCCAACCUGGACCAGCAGUACUGGGACUCCCAGACCCAGAUUGCACAGACCAACCAGCAGGUUGACCAUGGGAACCUGGACACACUGCGGAGCCGCUACAACCAGAGCGGGA